Molecule: messenger RNA, 945 nt
Organism: Cucumis sativus (cucumber)
Lineage: Eukaryota; Viridiplantae; Streptophyta; Magnoliopsida; Cucurbitales; Cucurbitaceae
Product: F-box protein At5g67140
Exons: 5
Coding region: 157-819 (220 amino acids)
Biological process (GO): SCF-dependent proteasomal ubiquitin-dependent protein catabolic process
Cellular component (GO): SCF ubiquitin ligase complex
Molecular function (GO): protein binding
Source: RefSeq, a predicted model, not a curated record
UAUCUUUGGAGCUCAUAAUCUUCAAACAACGUUGAUAGAGCAAUAUGAAAAUGAUGUCAAAUCAUGGUUUAUAAAUGCUUUUUUUUCUCAACUCCUUUUCUUUGCUUCAAAGAAAAUAUACGAUCAAGUGAAUAACAACACCAGAGAGGAGAAGAGAUGGAGUCGGCGGUGGAGAUUGAUCGGUUACCGAUUGAUCUAUUGGCUCAUAUUUUUGCGAUGAUAACAUACUUCAGCGAUUUGGCUCAGGCGAGGGGAGUGUGUAGAAGAUGGAAAGAUGGAGUUAAAAUGUCAAUUGGUAGAAGAAAGAGUUUGAGCUUUGCUGGUUGGAAAUUGGAGGAUGAUUCCACUGCUCAUCUUAUUCGCCAUGAACACAGUCUUCGAGAGCUUGAUUUCUCGAGAAGCGAUUGGGGUUGCCAAAUAACAGAUCAUGGAUUGAACCAAAUCUCUAUUGCGAAGUGUGUUCCUAAUCUUAAGUCCAUUUCUCUUUGGGGUAUGGUAAGGAUCACCGACAAGGGCGUUGUGCAGCUGAUUUCAAGAGCCAACUCCUUGCAAAACCUAAACAUUGGUGGCACCUAUAUAACAGAUAUAUCAUUGCUUGCAAUAGCAGACAAUUGUCCAAAUUUAAAGACCAUUGUCCUGUGGUGCUGUCGCCUUGUAACCGAGAGCGGACUUCUAAUUCUCGUACGUAAUUGUCACCAACUCGAGUCAAUCAAUGUUUGGGCAAUGAGGGUUCCUAUCGACUGUUUCGUCGGUUUGGUUGCGAUAAGUCCAUCACUUCAAAUCAAAUCAAGAAGUGUUCUUGAUUCUACAUGGGUGUAAAAUAUAAUAAUAUGUCACUUCAAAUAUAACCAAGAAAUAACCAAGAAGUACGUUCACGAUUCUAUAUACAUAUAUAUAUGUGGACUCCAAGUGGAUAUAAGUAAAGUAUGUAUUGCAAUUUUUAAA